AUGAGCCUGUGCCUCUCUCUUCGGGGAUCCCAUUUCGCCACCAUCAUCAGCGUCUACGACCCACCAACGACCAGCUCUGACGAGGGGAUGAACAAAUUCUACGAGGACCUGAACGCCCUCCUGGUGCCUGCGCCGAAGACGGAUAAGUUGUUUGCCCUUGGUGACUUCAACGACCCGCUUCGGCACAGACCAUGCUGCCUGGAGAGGAGUGCUGGGUCACUAUGGUCUUGACGGUUUCAAUGAAAAUGGCCUGUUCCUCCUGCAAACCUGCUCAGUGCACCGCCUAACCCAGACAAACACCUUCUUUCGCCUUCUGACGCUAGAGGAGGCCACCGGUAUGCAUCCUCAGUUGCGACACUGGCAUCUGAUGGACUAUGUCCUCGUCGGGAGGCGAGACCAGCGGAUGUGUUAGUGACAAAGGCAAUCCCGAGCGCCGACUUGUGGAUUGGCCACUGCCUCAACGUCUCUAAGGUACGGAUUCGCCUAUAGUCUCGUAGGAGACCUCAAGGUAAGCAACCUCCAGGUAAGUCGGAUAUUUCUUUGUUGUCGUUGCCUGCUCGCCAUCUCCAUUUCAGCAGUGAACUAGCCCAUAGGUUAGCCAACCUUCAAGUCGCCGCCGCUGCCGCCGAUGAGAACGCCUCCGUGGAGGACCGACGAUGCCAAUUGAGGGACACGAUCCAGACAACCGCGCUGGCUGUCCUCGAUCGCACAUGCCGUCAACAUCAGGACUGUUUCGACGACAAGGGCGCUGCCAUCAGCAACCUACUUGCCGAGAAGAAUCGUCUGCAUAAAACCUACACAAUCGCCCUACCGACGUCAACAAAGCAGCCUUCUACCAUAGUUGCCACCUUGUGCAACAGCAGUUGCUUGAGAUGCAAGACGUCUGGAUGGUUCGCAAGACCGAGGAGGUCCAAGGAUACGCGGACCGUAACGAAUGGACGAACUUUUUCACCGCGAUCAGGACUGUCUGCGGUCUCACAUCCAAAGGAACCGAUCCUCUUCUAAGUGCCGACCGCAGUACCCUACUCACGGAGAAGACACAAAUUCUUCAGCAAUGGACUGAGCACUUCAGGGGCGUCUCAAACCGUCCGUCCAUCAUCUCCGACGCCGCCACUGCCUGUCUGCCUCAAGUGGAGACCAAGGCCGACCUUAACCUCCCGCCCUCACAACGAAACCAUUGGGGCCGAGCAACAACUUUCUAG
Messenger RNA from Spirometra erinaceieuropaei, 1202 nucleotides. Lineage: Eukaryota; Metazoa; Platyhelminthes; Cestoda; Diphyllobothriidea; Diphyllobothriidae. The record is from the annotation of a GenBank genome assembly.